AUGCCAUCAACCCGGCCAGGCCUUGAUGCGCGCAGGUCAACGCUUCAUUACACGACCUUCCCAACUAUCCCCCCUAAAUCCCGCGGCCGACCACCAUCUGACGCCCCGUCCGGUCAAGAUGGCAACCGAUCCGAAGACGGCAGCCAUACCCACCAUGAAAAGCCCCUACCGACGAAGCAGCUCAUCGUGCUAGCUGUCAUAGCUCUCGCUGAGCAAACGGCGCUCAACUCAAUAGGCCCUUAUCUGCCUGAGAUGACGAAAUCGUUUUCCGCUGUCAAGGAUGGACAGACAGGUCUAUACGUCGGACUCAUCGCGUCGUCUUUCGCGUUGGCACAAUUCACAACAAAUUUCUUUUGGGGCUGGCUGUCGGAUAAGAUCGGACGAAAGCCGGUAAUAAUCACGGGCACAUUUUUGACCAUGUGCUGUUUUCUGGCCUUUGGCUUCUGCAGGGAGCUAUGGCAAGCUAUACUCGUGCAGGCCCUGAUGGGCUUGGUCAAUGGAAACUCUGGCGUUGUGUCGACGUGUUUGGGCGAGAUUACGGAUCGAAGCAACCAAUCGCGCGCAUUUACCUAUCUGCCCGUCGUCUACGGUAUCGGUGGCAUAACGGGACCGAUCGUAGGAGGACUCUUGGUGCUUUAUCAGAACCCGUUCAACAAGAGCCAGUCGAAUCCCUACCCGUACCUCCUCCCGAACCUCUUUUCGGCCCUCGUCCUCGCGAUAGACCUGAUAGUGUGUAUGCUCUUCUUGGAGGAGAGUUUGGAAGAAGCCAAGAAUCUGCCACCUCUCGGAAAGAGACUGGGCAACUUGUUCUCAUGGAUGUGGCAGUUCUCGAGCUCCACGCGACCUACCUACGUACGACGCCUCCUAGGCAAUCACAAAACCCACAACUCACACGGUGGUGUGGACGAUGUAGACGAGGACGACGCAUCCGACGCCUCUGAAGAAUCUGCGCCUACACUAUUCCCACACAGUAGCGGCGACGAACUUACACGGAAGGAGAUCUUGAACCGGGACACAGUCCUGCUUCUCAUAACGUACUUCAUAUUCCAGCUCGCUAACAUCUCCUACAAUUCUCUGUAUCCGAUCUUCGCGGAAGAGCAACCACCUACCGGACGCGGGCUGAAGCCUGAGGCUGUCGGACUAUCUCUGUCAUUCGCAGGCGCUAUAACGAUACUGUUCCAGGUGGGCAUAUUUGGCAGGCUUCGAGACAAGAUGGGCAACAAGAUGGGGUACAGAGUCAGCUUAGGGCUGUUCAUUGCAGCCUUCGGUCUCAUGCCGUUUGUGGGCUACAAAGAGAGCAACGGAUACAAGGGCAUUGGUACGGGUGCUGGUUGGUUGUGGUUUGAGCUCGGCGUUGUGCUGGUUAUCAAAACGAUUGCAGGUGUCGGUGGCCUGACAGCUGCACUCCUUAUGAUCACUAACUCCGCACCCAAUCACAACGUGCUCGGUACGCUGAAUGGCCUCGCUCAGACGCUCUCUGCUGCUGGUCGCGCUGCCGGACCCUUCGUGUCAGGUUCGCUUUUCACAGCAGCUACCAAGUUGAAGCCCAAAGGUGAAGCCCUGCCUUUUGGCAUUUUCGCUGGUAUCGCACUCCUCGGUUUCCUUUUAAGCUUCGGUAUUCGUGGCGAUGGACUGGAAGCCGAAGGGUGGAGCGAAGAUGAUAGCGAAGACGAAGAUGAAGAGGAGGAGAUUGGCGAGGGCGCGAAUGAACGGACUGGUCUGAUACGGAAGUGA
Messenger RNA from Alternaria ethzedia, 1734 nucleotides. RefSeq lists its product as uncharacterized. The record is from RefSeq and is a predicted model, not a curated record. The transcript is spliced from 3 exons. The coding region runs from base 1 to 1734 and encodes 577 amino acids. NCBI's taxonomy places the organism in Eukaryota, Fungi, Ascomycota, Dothideomycetes, Pleosporales, Pleosporaceae. Gene Ontology annotation, molecular function: transmembrane transporter activity. Gene Ontology annotation, biological process: transmembrane transport.